Messenger RNA from Vitis vinifera (wine grape), 503 nucleotides. RefSeq names its product oleosin 18.2 kDa-like. Gene Ontology annotation, biological process: seed oilbody biogenesis; response to freezing; lipid storage. Lineage: Eukaryota; Viridiplantae; Streptophyta; Magnoliopsida; Vitales; Vitaceae. The transcript has a single exon. Gene Ontology annotation, cellular component: membrane; monolayer-surrounded lipid storage body. The record is from RefSeq and is a predicted model, not a curated record.
CCCAUGGUUCGAGGUGGUGACCAGAGACGCCCAUCAGCCUCCAAAGUCCUAGCAGUCAUCACUCUCCUCCCCGUCGGCGGAACCCUGCUCCUUCUCUCCGGCCUGAGCUUCAUUGGAUCAAUGAUCGGCCUCGCCGUCGCCACCCCGCUCUUCCUCAUCUUCAGCCCCGUUCUGGUCCCCGAGGCCAUCGGGAUAGGCCUCUCCGUCACCGGAGUUCUCAGGUCGUGAGCCUUCUGAAUGACGGCGCUUUCGUCGCUGUCAUGGUUGUUGAAUUAUCUCCGGCAAGCCGCUGAUUCGUUGCCGAAGCGUUUGCGAGUUGUGACUGAUAAAAUGGGCCAGAAAAUGAAGGAAAUGGGACAUGAGAUGCAGAAGCAGGCCCAUGACGGCGGGCCCAUAGUAAGGCGGUUUUUAUAGGUGGGGGAGGCCGUUAUGUGGUUUAAUUUCGAUACUAUUUUCAAAUGCCCUUAAAAAAAAUUAUCAAGUUAAAAAUAGUUUUAAAACUA